Bufo bufo (common toad) is the source of this 2061-nucleotide messenger RNA. RefSeq names its product mitochondrial glutamate carrier 1-like. The record is from RefSeq and is a predicted model, not a curated record. Gene Ontology annotation, molecular function: L-glutamate transmembrane transporter activity; L-aspartate transmembrane transporter activity. The transcript is spliced from 11 exons. Bases 294 to 1304 code for a protein of 336 amino acids. Gene Ontology annotation, biological process: aspartate transmembrane transport; L-glutamate transmembrane transport; malate-aspartate shuttle. NCBI's taxonomy places the organism in Eukaryota, Metazoa, Chordata, Amphibia, Anura, Bufonidae.
CUCCGGCGGUGUGGAGUUCUGGAACAUUCUAUAGCCACUCUUUUUUCCCUUUAGGUCACCGAGCAGCGCGGAGCUCCGACCUUCAGGUACAGACAUCAUCCACCUGACCGCUGUGCCUUUUUACACACGUGACCCCUGCGGGCUUGGGCUGAAGACUCCUAAAACCUGAACAUCUAAACAUCUGCUGGUGAGAAGUAGCCCUGUGUCUAGUGUAGAGCUCAGUUGGGCUUCCGUGCCGUAGAGAGCCUGUACUCCUGUGACCAAACCGAUCUUCCAGAAGCAAAUACUUGAAAAUGGCCGAGAAGCAGAUUAGUUUGCCCGCUAAGCUCCUUAAUGGUGGGAUUGCGGGAAUUAUUGGCGUGACUUGCGUUUUUCCAAUUGAUUUGACCAAGACACGGCUCCAAAACCAGAGAAACGGUCAACAAAUAUACAAAAGCAUGUGGGACUGUUUAGGGAAGACGAUACGUUCAGAAGGAUACUUUGGAAUGUACAGAGGUGCUGGAGUGAAUUUGACUCUAGUAACUCCAGAGAAGGCCAUUAAAUUAGCUGCCAAUGACUUUUUCAGGCAUCACUUCUCCCGCGAUGGCAAGAAACUCACACUGGUGAAAGAAAUGCUGGCAGGAUGUGGAGCUGGGACCUGUCAGGUUAUUGUAACCACUCCUAUGGAAAUGCUGAAGAUUCAGCUGCAGGAUGCUGGAAGACUAGCGUCUUGUCAGAAAGCUGCUAUUGGGAUACAAAGUCUUUCUCAGAGUGCAAAGCAUUUGAAUACCAUCCCUGUGCUCUCCAGGGCUUAUAAUAUUGGGCCAGCGUUGGUGACACAGAAGUUGUCUGCUACUCAGAUUGCUUCUGAACUUCUGAGAACCGAGGGUGUAAAAGGACUUUAUAAAGGACUGGGGGCUACGUUACUGAGGGAUGUUCCAUUUUCAGUCAUCUAUUUUCCAUUGUUCUCCAACCUUAAUAAACUGGGAAUGUCCUCCGCAGAUGGGAAGGCGCCAUUUCUUCACUCGUUCUUUGCAGGCUGUGCUGCUGGCUGCACAGCAGCUGUGGCUGUCAAUCCUUGUGAUGUGAUAAAGACUCGUCUUCAGUCAUUGAACAAAGGAGCCAAUGAAGAAGCUUACAGUGGAAUAAUAGAUUGUGCCACGAAAAUCUGGAAAAAAGAGGGCCCAUCUGCCUUUCUAAAGGGAUCAGGAUGUCGAGCAUUAGUUAUUGCACCCCUUUUUGGUAUAGCUCAGGUAGUUUACUCCCUUGGUGUGGGAGAAGCAGUUGUGGAGUUUGCUCAGUUUCGCAGCUUAGCAUCACAAUAAUUCAAGCAUUCCAUGGGACUUGAAGAAAAAUGACCACACACGGAUUGUGUCUUUACCUUCACUUUGGGAUAAAUUGAACCGUUUUUUUCUAUGACGCCAGAAGAAACUAUUGGCACCUAACUGAUUUUCAUUGUUACCCCUGCUCCCAUCCUUUGUUUAGCACUUUUGUCCUCCACCCCCAAUUGUUUAUAUGCCUUUACUUGCUUACGUGAAAUAGCACUUGUUUGCCGCAGUGACACAUCAGGGGUAUAUAGGUACCUAGGGAGUUGUUAGUUCACUAUGCAUUCCCGAUUUUCACGUCAGAGGGUAACUCUGGUAUGUUAGCAGAGAGAAUAAGAUUGAUAUUGCAAGUCGCAGAGGGUUUUUAUGUUCAGAUAACUGCACCGUGGAAUUCUUGGUCAUCUCCAAGACUUGCAUGUGUAGUAUAUUCUGGAAGUUAUGGGUCUGGAUGAGUGUACUUGAAACAAAAGCCGUCUGUGGAAGUGAACAAAACAAUGGUUCACUGGGGCCAAUAUCAUUUUGUGGAAUGUCUGGUGCACAUUCUGAAAGUGGUUCUCCAGGAAUUAAAAAAAUGAAAAUACUUAAAUAUUAUUUUGUAAUAAAUAUAUUCACAGAUGCCUUUCAUUACUCAGAAUGGCUUAUUUUGUCUAGGGAGCAAUCAUUAGGAGAAAUAAAAUGGCCGGCGUCCUAUCAGUACACACAAAACCUGUCCUAAUCACACAGGAGGACAAGUUACUUUACCACAAUGAGCCAUAGU